Molecule: messenger RNA, 2604 nt
Organism: Onychostruthus taczanowskii (white-rumped snowfinch)
Lineage: Eukaryota; Metazoa; Chordata; Aves; Passeriformes; Passeridae
Gene: MSTN
Product: myostatin
Exons: 3
Coding region: 107-1234 (375 amino acids)
Biological process (GO): SMAD protein signal transduction
Cellular component (GO): extracellular region
Molecular function (GO): cytokine activity; growth factor activity
Source: RefSeq, a predicted model, not a curated record
GCUGUCUCUCAGAUUGCAUUUGCUUUCACGGAUCUGUUUAGUACUGAAAGGGAAAGGGGGAGGGGGAAAAAAAAGAAGGCAAAAGUGCUGCACUGAAUGCGAGAUCAUGCAAAAGCUAGUGCUCUAUGCUUCUAUUUACCUGCUCAUGCUGAUUUCAGUUGAUCCGGUGGCUCUUGAUGACAGUAGUCAGCCCACAGAGAACGCUGAAAAGGACGGACUGUGCAAUGCUUGUACGUGGAGACAGAAUACAAAAUCUUCCAGAAUAGAAGCCAUAAAAAUUCAAAUCCUCAGCAAACUGCGUCUGGAACAAGCUCCUAACAUUAGCAGGGAUGUUAUUAAACAACUUUUACCCAAGGCUCCUCCACUGCAGGAACUGAUUGAUCAGUAUGAUGUGCAGAGAGAUGACAGUAGCGAUGGCUCUUUGGAAGAUGAUGACUAUCAUGCCACCACCGAAACGAUUAUCACAAUGCCUACAGAGUCUGAUUUUCUUGUACAAAUGGAGGGAAAACCAAAAUGUUGCUUCUUUAAGUUUAGCUCUAAAAUACAAUAUAACAAAGUAGUAAAGGCACAAUUGUGGAUAUACUUGAGGCAAGUCCAAAAACCUACAACGGUGUUUGUGCAGAUCCUGAGACUUAUUAAGCCCAUGAAAGAUGGUACAAGAUAUACCGGAAUUCGAUCUUUGAAACUUGACAUGAACCCAGGCACCGGUAUUUGGCAGAGUAUUGAUGUGAAGACAGUGUUGCAAAAUUGGCUCAAACAGCCUGAAUCCAAUUUAGGCAUCGAAAUAAAAGCUUUUGAUGAGAACGGACGGAAUCUUGCUGUAACUUUCCCAGGACCGGGGGAAGAUGGAUUGAACCCAUUUUUAGAGGUCAGAGUUACAGACACACCAAAACGGUCCCGCAGAGAUUUCGGUCUCGACUGCGACGAGCACUCGACAGAAUCCCGAUGUUGCCGCUACCCGCUGACGGUGGAUUUCGAAGCUUUCGGGUGGGAUUGGAUUAUCGCUCCUAAAAGAUACAAAGCCAACUACUGCUCCGGAGAAUGCGAAUUUGUGUUUUUACAAAAGUACCCGCACACCCACCUGGUGCACCAAGCCAACCCCAGAGGCUCGGCAGGCCCUUGCUGCACGCCCACCAAGAUGUCCCCCAUCAAUAUGCUGUACUUCAAUGGCAAAGAACAAAUCAUCUACGGCAAGAUACCAGCCAUGGUUGUAGAUCGCUGCGGGUGCUCAUGAGGUCCUCGCUGGAUCCACCGCUUCACACAUCAUGGAAGCUACCAAAAAAAAAAAAAAGGAAAAAAAAAGAAAAAAAAAGGAGAAAAAAUAGAAAAAGUUAUACCCCCACACCAGUGUUUCAAACUGUGAAGUUACGUACACAAGGCAUUGCCGACCUCCUGUGUGCUACCAGCAGCAGUUACAGAACGUGAACUAAAGGACAAUGUAAUUACCUGAUGGCUGCUUGUGAGCCAGCAAAAGAGAAAAGCUACAAUCAAAAUCACCGGAUUUAAUCUAUGAAGUUCUUACAUUAUGAGGGAAUCAAUAUUCAGUCAUUUGGAUGCAAAUUUAUAUGCAGCUUUCAGUACACAUUGGUAAUCAAAAGCAAGCUCCUUCUCACCUGAGGACAGAAGAAGCAGGCUUUUAAGUUCCUUUCUUCACAGCUUCACUUAAUGUCAUAUUUACAGGAACAUAUAUACUGGUAACAUAUACACCACUACACAAUACCACCAGAAUCAUCCUUAAACACUUGAAUAUAUAGUGCAGACUUGUGAAAUGUAUCAGAUGAAAUUCCACAUAAAUGGACAAACCCUGAAAUUAGGGAUGGCAUAGUGUAUUUAGCGUGUUUCCAUUCCUUUUUCUCAUUAGUGUGUUAGUAAUCAAUGGCAAUGGUGCUACGUAAGCAGGCUGAAUAAAUAGAAAGAUAGUUAUAUAAGUGAAAGAAUUUAGGCUUAAUAAUGAAGUUGCCCUAUCCUCAGGUACACUAUUCAACAUUCUCAAGAAAUAGAUAUUUUUUAAAUGAAAAGGAAUAGUUUUCUAGACAUAGAAAAACAGAAGGCAGCAGAGAAAUCCAACAUUCAAAUUGCGAUCCCACAUUUUAACCUGCCUUUGCAACAUUACCGUUUGCACUAUGGUAAACCAAUGCAAAUAGUUGGUUGCUACAGAUAUUGUUUUAAAACCACUUUGAUAUAACUGACUUGUGUAAUAUGUAUGCAUCAAUAUUUUGUAAAUAAAUGUUUAUUUUUUAAUCACUGUUGGUAUAUGUUCAUCACAAGAAAAGAACGACUUUAACCUGUACUUUAGUUUAAUAAACAAACCCCAAUAUUCUCUUCAUAAUAUAAUUUUCUGGAUUUUAACACAAAUAAUUGUAGGAACAAUGCAACAAAGUAAACCAUAUGUUGAGAAUUAUUCUACAUUUUAUAUGUUUUUUACAUUGGUAUGAGCCAUCUAGGAUAAAUGAUGGCUGUUGACAUGUUUAUAAGGUUCUUUGGGUUACUGUUUUUAUGGUCAUUUUGAUCCACAACUGAAUUUCCAUAUUUUGAAUGUUAUGUUCAUAAAUAAUCAUGAUACCACAAAAGAUUGCUAUUAAAUGCAUUUUAUUGUAUUUAAAA